Messenger RNA from Mya arenaria, 1972 nucleotides. Its product is annotated as thioredoxin-related transmembrane protein 2 homolog. The record is from RefSeq and is a predicted model, not a curated record. Gene Ontology annotation, cellular component: cytoplasm. Gene Ontology annotation, molecular function: oxidoreductase activity, acting on a sulfur group of donors, disulfide as acceptor. The transcript has 8 exons. Bases 9 to 848 code for a protein of 279 amino acids. NCBI's taxonomy places the organism in Eukaryota, Metazoa, Mollusca, Bivalvia, Myida, Myidae.
ACUUCAAGAUGGACGUCGUAGGCUUAUUUCGACCUUUAUUUAAUGUUAAAUACAUAAAAGAAGUAUCAAAAACCUAUCUUAUACCACAUAUUUAUGUAAAUAUCAUUCUUUCUGUUUCCUACUUCCUUUUGAAGACUGUAUCGCCUUUCUGCGACAUUCUGUUUACAGAUUGCUCCCUAGCAUUGCAACAAUGGGAGUGGUUAACAUUUCUGGGUUGUGUGAUUGUUCUGAAAAACCGAAAGCAGGCGUCAUCGGCGGAGUAUGUGUCUGUGGCGUGCAUGUUUGCCAAAGCUCUCAACCUCAUCAUGUUCUACCAGAACAGUGUGCCAUAUGCUUUUGUCUACGCAAUGAUGUGCUUGUUGCAUUUUGUAUUUUUGCCGAGACCUGUCUACAAAGGGCCAGAGUUUGUGACAUACUUUCGAGGUCCACACUUGAAGAACGAAAUUGCACGUGACAAGCGUGUGACGUGGGUGAUCUGUUUUUAUGCUGCCUGGUCUCCUCCAUGUGUGACCCUGGCACCUGUGUUUUCAGAAAUUUCAGCAGAAUAUCAUUUAGAAAACCUGCAGUUUGGGAAAAUUGAUAUAAGCAAAUUUCCAGAAGUUGCGGAGGAGUAUCGUAUCAGCACAUCAUCAUUCUCGAAGCAGCUUCCUACCGUUGUGGUUUUCCAGGAGGGCAAGGAGAAGACGCGCAGACCUGCCAUAAGCGCCAAGGGAACGGUCGUCAAAUAUUCUUUUACCAAGCAAAACAUAAUCAAAGACUUUGAAAUUAAUGAGAUUUACAACCAGUGCAGGAAGUCCUUACCAAAACAAAAGAAGACAACAUCAGAAGCAGAGAAGAAAGAGCAAUAAUACUGGAGGGGUAAGGCGUGUGAACUCGUGCCAUGAUAAGCGAAAUAAAACACAGAAUUGGCAUGAAAGUUCACAAUGGGCAUAUUGAAUUCGGUUAUGAUGGAUCACUGAUAAAAAGAACAGUGUGGUCAUGAUAGUCUUUUAAGGUCUUUCUUCAAAGUAUUUAUCAUUAAAUUUUUCUGCAAGUUUGUAUAUGGAAGAUAUUGCAUGUAUUCCAUCAAUUAUACUGUAAACUUAUAGCAACAGGAUCAAUGUUAUAAUAUUUUGGAAAUUGUAAUCUGAAAUUAUGGCUGAAUUUCUUAUUUUAUUUUGAUAUACUAUUGUGAGCUAAUGGUUAUUCUAGUCCAAUAUAAAAACAUACAUGUAAUCAUUUAUGUGUUCCCAGUUUGCAUUAAAAAAAGGUUGAUGUUCUGCUAGAACUAUUGUCAUAGCAAUGUUGUCUGCGCAAUAUGCAUCUUGAUACAUGAUCAUGUUCACUUUAAAAGUAUGCACAUAUAUACUCAUUUGAACAACUGUGGCCAGCUGCUUAAUCCAAACUCACUCUUAAAUAAACCCUAUCUAAUAAUGCUGUGCAACUUUUAGUUUCAUUGAGCAAUCACCUGAAUAGAAAAUAACCUUAUCCAAGUUAUCCAGUUAAAAAUAACAUGAUAAUUGCUAUUGGAAAGAGAGCAAGGAAGUUUAAGCCUGCCCACUGAAAGUCAACAUUGUUGUGAACACACAGAUUUUACAACCUAAAUGGAAAAAUUGUAUAAGGAUGAUUGUGAUUAACAAAGGCCGAGUACUGUCUCCUAAAGAAGCAGACUUGAGCUGUAUAUAUAUUUUCUAGCUUUUGUCACUAUCUUGCUCACAUAAAUAUGUACGGUAUAAACUACAUGUAAACCAGUAAAUUGUGGUCUGUAUUUUGACUUCAUGUUUAUAAGGGGCUAUGUUAUAUGUAUGUUUUUUUAUACGUUUGUAACAGAAUAGUAUGUGUUUUGCUCAGUUUGUCAAAGGAAAAUAAACUGUAUAAAUAAUAUGCCUUUUUGGUGCAAUCAACUUUAUCAAGUAUGCAUGCAUGUUUUGGAAAUGUAAGACACAUGUACAUGGAAUCUCAUUGAUCAACCCGGAAUAAAAUAUAAACAUUU